Messenger RNA from Ooceraea biroi (clonal raider ant), 7749 nucleotides. It is a transcript of the gene Pi3K68D, whose product is annotated as phosphatidylinositol-4-phosphate 3-kinase catalytic subunit Pi3K68D. Gene Ontology annotation, biological process: phosphatidylinositol-mediated signaling; phosphatidylinositol 3-kinase/protein kinase B signal transduction; phosphatidylinositol-3-phosphate biosynthetic process. The record is from RefSeq and is a predicted model, not a curated record. Gene Ontology annotation, cellular component: plasma membrane; phosphatidylinositol 3-kinase complex; cytoplasm. Lineage: Eukaryota; Metazoa; Arthropoda; Insecta; Hymenoptera; Formicidae. Gene Ontology annotation, molecular function: 1-phosphatidylinositol-3-kinase activity; 1-phosphatidylinositol-4-phosphate 3-kinase activity; phosphatidylinositol binding.
GCAAUUUCUAAUUUUAAUUGUUUCAAGUUCUUUUAAUUUUAGCAAUUUUUAUAUACAGAAAAUAAUGCGUUGGAUGAAAUGAGAAAUUUUCCUGUUACUUUGUUGGCGUGUUACGUAUUUAAAAUAUUUAAAAACAUUUUCGACUUCUCCAAGUGACAGCUUGAAGUUUUUCCUACAAUUUAUCUUGUAACGCAAUUUCUCUACAAUUGUUUAUUGAGUUAUCGAGAGAUACUAUCGAAGAAGAAACGAGCAUUUUGACUUUAAUUGCUCUUAACUUUGUUAAUGAUCAUCAUACAAAGCUUCAAGAAAUGGAUUAUUAAAGUUGAAACUUUGUACUUUAUCAAUAUCUCAAUCAAUAUAAUUGCUAUUGUUUUUUAAAAAACUUCGAAACGUGUUAUAAUACAAAUGCGUGAAGAUAAUAUAAAAUUCGCGAUGUUUUACUUUUCUAUUCAGAUCCAGAAACAAUUGUGUAGAAUAAUUCAGACACACAAAAAAUUAUGUAGAACAAAAUAUUUUUUAAUUUUACUUUUCUCAAAUCUUUAUUCAACAAAAAAUUGUGACAUUUUUUUAAUAGUAGCUACUAUGAUUUUAUGGAGCGAAAAACGUACGAAAAAUUAUGAAAUUAUUUAUUUUCGGUGAAGGAAAGGAAAAAGUGGAAAACAAAGUUCUCUGAACAUGUACUAGAAAAUUGUUUUGAUAGUACGCUGACACUAUAUCUUAAAAAUCAAUUUAUAUUGUUCAUCAUUUACCUAACUAAUUACCAUACUACUUCCUUUAUUGUACCUAUACUUCGAAGCUUUGUAACAACUCUUUUAUCAUAUUGUAACAAUAUCUCAACACAAGCUAACAAGCCUAUCAACACAAGUCGCUAUCGUCUCCCAGCGUGAACAAAUAAAUUAUCCAUAAGCAAUAAUAACGACUCAAAGGCGCUGCCGACGGGUAUUCCGUCGCGACAUGGCACGAUACAAAAGCGCGCGGAACUCCUAACUGUUCAUAAUCCCACGCAGACUAUAAAUUGAAUCGGUCAUAAUCAAAUAAGGCUCGUUGCCGGAGCGCGGCUGAUUGGAGAGCGCGGCACGAACGCACCGCAGCGUACAUACGACCGCGCGUCGGACUCCGCGCACUCGCUCGUUGAGGCACUUCCAUCUACGACGGCCGCUAUGCCUUUUUCGCUUGACGGCGCGUCGUCAACGGCACAAUGCGCGCUAUUGCGCGCAUUGCCGCAGUGCCCCGCCGUGCCUUCACGCGUUGUUUCUUUGGCCGUUUCCUCGUCGCGCGUUCCGUGCGUCGACGGUCAGCGGCAACGACCACGCUGUCAGUGCACUGCCGUUCGUAAGAGCCGUCGAUUCUCUUAGCGUGUCCCUUUUCCCGUCGCCGUGCACGCGGCAGGGGAAAUUGAGCUCAACGUUAUUACAUACCGCUCGCAAUUUCCCACGUAGAACCAAUGAAAAUGAUGGCGAGGAUGUUGAUUUCCUGAUACGUACGUCAUCGUGCUGCGUCGGUGGAUCGCUCGCUAAUCGAAAACGAAAGAGAAGAAAGCGGAGGAAGGGAAAACGAUGUCACACCACAGUAAAGAUACUUGUGAUCAAAGAACUGCAGUGAUCGACCAUGAGAAACAGUUUCAAGAAGACUUGGAGCGAGCCCAAGCUCUUAGUUUAGAAAGCCUGGCGUUAGAAAAAUUUAGAUUGCAGAAGUUGCGUUCUGAAACUAGCAAUGUACAACAAUCCGGCUUUACACAAAACAAUGUGUGCAAUACAAUUAGUGCCACAUCGGAGACAAAUGGUUCACAGGAAGAAAGGUCACAAUGUAGAAGUCGACCAAGACCAGGGUCCAUUAAUACAAAUCAAAAUAAUGCUGCAAUAUUAGCACCGCCACCUCCAAUACCAUGUAGAAGAAAUUCGACGACUACUGCAGCGAGUCAAGAUUUUUCUACUGAUUUAAUCAAUUUUACCAGUCCAGUAAAGCAGGAUAAUUUAACAGAAUAUUGUUCAGCACCGCCUCCACCUCCACCAAAAGUGCCGGUAGAACCUAAAUGGGAGACCCAUCCAUCGUUGUUGAAGAAAGAGUCAAGAAUAUCUCGAAGUAACAGUUCAGUUGGAGCGUAUCAUUCCAGGGAUUUCAGAUAUCAUUCUCUCUCUCCAGGACCGCAAUCCUCUACAGCACCAUGCACACCGGGAACACCAGGGAUUAGUCCCAUUAUGUCAAGAGCCAGUAGCGUUAGCAACAAUGUACCUGAUAUUGCACCACAGAUUCCUCCUUUGCCUAUGAAUUAUAGACCAACCGUUGCCCCUGCCAUAUGUGCUCCACCAAUACCGACGUUCAGUGUAGACGACGAACAGUUAAACGUGUUAAAAGUAAUAGAGAAAAAACCAAAUAGCAAUCUUAUAGAUUUGAGUAAUUUUGAGCAAAUGGACGAUAAAACAAACGUACGAGUUAGUGUCUUGGAGGCAUUUGAUCCAUUACUCAUUAAGACUGACGGUGGAAGCGAUUUCAUACAAGAACGCAAAGAUGAUCCACGAUCGCCAGUUGGUGACAGUGUAUACGAUCCAUUCGAUCCAUUUGAUUACAUGUAUAGUACAAAUGAAAGCGCCAAUUCGGAUCCAGUUUAUGCCGCGGUGGAGAAAUCGGCAAAAUCGCCGGCUAUAUCGCCAGCUGCACCGCCCCCAUUACCACCUCGCAACUCGUCAGCAUGGAACACUAUUGAAAGGCGGAAAACUUCGUUAGACCGUCGACAAAAACGUCAAACGCGAUUGUAUGAAAAUGUGACAGUUAUCAAAACUAGAUCGUCCCUACACGAUUGUGAUCUGAAGGCGUUUCAUAAAAUGAUAAAGUCCAUACGAAGUGAGUUUCCAUUUAAUGAUCCUAAUACAAAUAUCGGAUAUGUUAUCAGUCCGAUAAUGGAAAACUUGUACCCGGAUGGUACAAGUGUAAAAUUAGUAGUACAUCCGCAAUUAAUUAAUAAUGAUAAGGAUCCUGCGCUAUCUAUCACUUUCACUUGCAACGUGAGCUGCAGCGUCGAGCAUGUUAUUUUGAAUGUCGCUUGUUCCUUAGAUGAGGAAGAUACAGUGAAUGUAGAAAAGUAUUGUUUAAGAGUAUGGGGAUUAGCGGAAUAUUUCGCGCCUAAUACAACGUUAGCACAGUACGAGUAUAUACAUCAGUGCAUUAAACUGGAAAAAGAUAUCGAAUUAGCUAUAAUGAGCAAGGCACAAAUUAAACAAUCGAUUGCUCGAACACUGCAGGAUGAUAAUCGUGAUCAGUGUCUAAAAUUGGAAGAUAUUUUACCAAAUGAACCCUUGCAACCCAUUUCGUACGAUACAUUAAUUAUCUUACUAGAAACGGUCGAAAAGGAAAUGGAACGCGUGGAGAACACGGCGUUACAAUUGGCAACGACGAAUCACGGUUCUAGCUUAUUACCUCAACUUCAGCCGCGUGGCGUAGUGCAAGCGGUGAAAGCAGUUUGUGCCUUAAUGGGGAACAUCGAGACGUUCGAGAUCACGGAGGCCGUUGACAAUUUCGUUAAUGCUUGCUGCCAAUUCCUGCCGCAAGCCCAUACAGCUAAUAUAGAUUGCAAGAAACCCGAGAUCAUACACGAGGACGGUGAUUACGCUGUGGUUACCUUGAGAAAAAAGUUUCCCGACGUCAUCGCCUCGCAUUGCCACAAAAUUCGCGAUGCUGUUCAAGAACUCGUCGAGACGUAUUGCCAUGCAUUCAGAGUUGAUUUCCAAUUAAACAGCAAAGGAGAAUUCCCGACAAAUACGCUGGCCUCAUCAGAAGUAAUCGAUACGAUUUUGGUGCGUAUUGGAGCUUUACAUAGAUUACCGACCACGUGGAAACACGACGAUUACAUAGUGGCAGCCCAGAUCUUUCAUGGAACCAGACCAGUAGGAAAUGCAGUCAUAUCAGAGCCGAUGACGGUCAGCACGAAUUUUUAUCCAAGGAUUUUAUUUAAUUCGUGGUUGGAGUUUCGCGGGAUAAGUAUUUGUCAAGUACCAAGGGAGGCUAGACUCGUGCUAGUUCUUUACGGUCGUACUCUGCAACCUACGGAGCACGAGUCCAAUUCGUCCAGUUCGGAGAGCGCAAUGCAGAAGGAAGACCUCGGAUGGGGCGCUAUACAAUUCUUCGAUUAUGACGGCGUUAUGAGCCAAGGAAGUUUUUUUCUGUCUCUUUGGCCAGCCAUCGCGGAUAAGAGAUUGGGUCCGGCGCCGGCGCCUGGAAUUCAUCCACAUGGCGAUAUUCAUCCUAUUAUAGGGCUGGAAUUACCCGAUUACGGAGGAAAAGUGUUGUUCCCAACGGAAUUAAGAGACUACGAUGUGGAAUCGCUAGAUUUCAAUUCGCUGGAUCAGAAUACGCAAGAACUACUAACAGAUAUUACGCAACAAGAUACGUUUUCGAGACCGCCCAUUGACGAAAGAGAAAUUUUAUGGGAAAAAAGGCAUUAUUUGCACGAUAGACCGGAAGCUUUACCUAAAAUAUUAUUAGCUGCGCACAGCUGGGAUUGGGCGUGCUUACCAGACUUACACGCGUCGCUCAGAGUUUGGAGUCCAUUGCCUCCAGUACAAGCUUUACAAUUACUCUUACCAUGUUUCCCAGAUAUGAAAGUCAGAGAAAUGGCAGUUGGGUGGAUUCGUGAGCUAAGUAACGACGAGCUCGUGGACUAUUUGCCUCAGUUACUACAAGCGAUGAAGCAUGAGACAUAUGAAGCUUCACCAUUGGCCAGAUUUUUGUUAGAACGUGCCUUACUUUCACCGAGGGUAGCGCAUCACGUUUACUGGCUGCUAAAUCAAACGCUGCCGGGACAGAGUCCUCAGAAUUCUGCUGAAACCGCCGCGGAAGACGACAAAGCUAUCAGCUGUGCCCGUUACCACCGAAGAUUGCAGUUAAUGUUAAGAGCAUUAUUGGCAGUUAUUGGAGAUGCGUUGAGAAACAGUUUUCUCACUCAACAAUUGCUGGUUAAGAACUUACAUGAGGUGGCUGAAAAUAUUAAAGUUACGAAGGAAUCGUUACGAAUGGAAACACUUAAAACUGGCUUACAAAAUAUACAUUGCCAGUUAAUGGAAGAUGAUGGCACAUGUUUACCGCUUUCCCCCAGUAAGUUAGUAUUCGGUAUCAAUGUACAAACAUGUGCCUAUUUCCCGUCAUUCACACUUCCGUUGAAAAUUAACUUUAUUACCUGUGACAGUGUCAUAAAUCCGGCAAUCUUCAAGGUUGGUGAUGAUUUGCAACAGGACAUGUUGACCUUGCAAAUGGUGCGCAUUAUGGAUAAAUUAUGGUUGAAGGAAGGUCUCGAUCUGAAAAUGGUCACUUUCGCUUGCGUGCCAACUGGCCACAAGCGUGGGAUGAUAGAAAUGGUAACGAAUGCAGAGACACUACGGAAAAUCCAAGUUGAGUUCGGAUUAACUGGAUCGUUCAAAGACCGACCGAUCGCGGAGUGGUUAGCGAAGCAUAAUCCUUCGGAACUGGAGUACGAGAGAGCAGUGGAAAAUUUCACUGCAUCCUGCGCCGGUUACAGCGUAGCCACUUACAUAUUAGGAAUCUGCGAUAGACACAAUGACAAUAUUAUGCUGAAAACGUCUGGUCACUUAUUCCAUAUCGAUUUUGGAAAAUUCCUUGGUGACGCACAAAUGUUCGGAAACUUCAAGAGAGAUAGGACACCGUUUGUACUGACGUCGGAUAUGGCAUAUGUUAUAAAUGGAGGAGACAAACCUUCAGCAAAGUUUCAUCACUUUGUGGAUCUGUGCUGUCAAGCUUUCAAUAUAGUGCGAAAACAUGGAAAUCUUAUUCUUCAUCUUUUUGGAUUGAUGACUUCGUCUGGUAUUCCGGGAGUGACCAUGGAUGCAGUUAAUUAUGUGCAGAAAGCUCUGCUUCCUGGACAAACCAAUCCCGAGGCGGCGGCAACAUUCGCUCGUAUGAUAGAAAGUUCACUGAAAAGUUGGUUCACGCAAUUCAAUUUCUUCCUGCAUAAUCUAGCGCAACUCAGAUUCUCCGGAGAUCAUAGUGACGGAGAAUUGUUGUCUUUUAUUCCGCGUACCUACACGAUGCAACAGGAGGGCCAAUUGACAAGUGUACAAGUUCAUGGAUAUCAAAAGCGUUAUGAUCCAGAGAAAUAUUAUAUGUAUAUUUUGCGAAUACAACGGAAAAGCCAACCAGAUCCAACAUAUCUAUUCCGAUCAUACAAAGAGUUUUGUGAAUUUUAUCAGAAAUUGUGCAUCCAUUUUCCACUUGCCAAAGUAACCAGUCUGCCAAGUGGUAUAAGCGUGGGACGUUCCAACAUCAAACAAGUGGCCGACAAACGACGAGCGGAUAUAGAAAAAUUCCUUGUAAGCCUGUUUAAAAUGGCACCGGAAAUAUCACAAAGCGAUUUGGUUUAUACUUUCUUCCAUCCGUUGCUACGAGAUCAACAAAAUGCCGACAUUCGUUUACGUAAAGUUAAAGUUGGAAAUUGGUGGGCCGAAAAGAGAAUUAGAGAUAAUGUGCAAAGUGGUCAAAUCAAGUUAUCUCUUCAUUACACUCGUGGCACUUUGUCAGUCAUGAUUUAUCACGCUCGAGGUCUCCCAAAAGUAGCUAACGCUCAAGAGCCAAAUACAUACGUGAAGGUGUAUCUUAAACCUGAUCCCCCAAAGGCAACAAAACGAAAAACAAAAGUGGUAAAAAAGAAUUGUCAUCCGUCGUUUAUGGAAAUGUUGGAAUAUAGAAUGCCUCUAGAGGUAAUUAGAGAGAGGACACUUGAAGCUACGAUAUGGAAUCAUGAUACUUUGCAAGAAAAUGAGUUUCUCGGUGGUAUAAGUUUACCACUUGGACGUCUUGAUUUGAAGAACGAAACGAUUGAGUGGUUUCCAUUAGGUAGCGUACGAUGAAACGAGUAUAAAGACUGCCCUGGAAUGAAGUCUCUUAAUGCUCAUAUACAUAUUAUUAGAGUAACCCAAAUAUGAAAAAACGUAGUAUAUGCUAUCGCACAACAUUAAAUCUUCUUUAUUACGCACGGCCAAGUGCAAUAAUUGCCGUGUUUAAUCAUGAUAAAUUAAUUAUAAUUAUUUAUAUAGUUUUGCGCAUUUCCGUUGCAAAACGUUGUAUCUUUACGAAGUAAUAUCGGUAUGAUAUAAACUAUGUGAUAUCUAAAAGUUAUAUAUAAGGAAGCAGGAUUAAUCUCUAUAAAACUUUCAAAACUGUCGCUGAGAAAAAUAAUACACCUAACUCUAACGAGUAUCCAACUAUGCCGUAAAUCGGCAUAAUAAGUCAUGAGGAAUGGAGACAAUUGGAGAGUUACAAAACUUAAAAAUUGUAUACUACGGUUAUAUAUAUAUUUACCUAAUUAUAUUUUCGAAAAUAUCACGAAAGAUAGAAAAAUUCCGCACGAAUGUAACAUCAUAGAUUUAUAUUGGAAAUUUACUCUUUUUUUACAGAAAUUUUAUACAUAUUUAUUUAUAUCACUUUUUAUCGAUUAUAUUAAUCACCAAUUGUAAAUAGACUAAAUGUAUUUUAUAUAUUGUAUGAACGUGACAAGAUCAUUUGUAAGUAACUAUCGAGUUACUCUUUUACAACAUUUUAUAAGACGAAUAAAAGUUUGCAAUUAAUUGCCUCUAGCUAAAAGCUAAUCUUUAUAUACUAAAUACAUACUGCAAGAACAUGCUUUGCGGACUUUUAAGGUAUAACUUUAUUAUUAGAAAAAAAUUUAUAUAAUUGUCUAUCUAUGUAAUGGCCUCACUUAUGAUAAAUGAACAUAAUAAUAAUAAAAUUAUGUAAAUAUAUUAA